Molecule: messenger RNA, 6586 nt
Organism: Pseudoliparis swirei
Lineage: Eukaryota; Metazoa; Chordata; Actinopteri; Perciformes; Liparidae
Gene: ankrd44
Product: ankyrin repeat domain 44
Molecular function (GO): protein binding
Source: RefSeq, a predicted model, not a curated record
UCCACUUUUGCAUCUGAGAGGAGGAGACGAGCUCCAACUUCCUGUGUGCGCGAGAUCUCCGCCUGGCCGCCUCGCUCCGGGAGGCUCGCGCGUGGCUCUGCGGACCGGGAGGAGGGCAGCCUUCAUGCGGAUGGUUGUGUGUGUGUGUGACGCUUGGCAGCCCCGUGCACCACCAACCAGCAGCGGCCAUACAUGUGGAUUAUUUUGGGGGGUGAACACCGCUCCUGCUCUCUCUCCACCCUCCUUCCACACCUCCGCCUCGACGCCGAAGAUAGCGCGCGCUGAGCCGGGGCAGGAGGGGUUUAGCUUCUCCGCCGGCCUUCGUCACCAUCACACCCCGAGGAGCAGCUACGACUUCCCCUCAGGGAGGGAGGUGUAGGGGGGGGAGGGGGUGGAGGUUUGGGAAAGUCCGGACGUAGCGCGUCGCGGCGCGGCAUCGCCCCGCUGCAUGGUGCCGCGGGGCCGGAGGGAGUGGGUGAACCAGCCGGAGCAGCUGAUCCAGAGAUGGCUGUCCUCAAACUGGCCGAGCAGCCUCCUCUCGUCCAGGCGAUCUUCAGCGGAGACCCAGAAGAGAUCCGCAUGCUCAUCUACAAGUCCGAAGACAUCAACGCUCUGGAUGCAGAGAAGCGCACGCCGCUGCAUGCCGCCGCCUUCCUGGGCGACGCCGAGAUCACGGAGCUGCUCAUCCUCUCUGGGGCUCGGGUCAACGCCAAAGACACCAUGUGGCUCACCCCCCUGCAUCGCGCCGUGGCCUCUCGGAGCGAGGAGGCGGUGCGGGUUCUGAUCCGACACUCGGCCGACGUGAACGCGCGGGACAAGAACUGGCAGACGCCGCUGCACGUCGCCGCCGCCAACAACGCGCUGCGCUGCGCCGAGGUCAUCAUCCCGCUGCUGAGCAGCGCCAACGUGUCGGACCGCGGCGGGCGCACCGCCCUGCACCACGCCGCCCUCAAUGGCCACACGGAGAUGGUGAACCUCCUCCUCGCUAAAGGGGCCAACAUCAACGCCUUCGAUAAGAAAGAUGGCCGCGCGCUGCACUGGGCGGCGUUCAUGGGUCAUUUGGAUGUGGCGUGUCUGCUGGUGAGCCAGGGGGCCGAGAUCAGCUGCAAGGACAAGCGGGGAUACACCCCCCUCCACACGGCGGCCUCCAGCGGGAAGAUCGCUGUGGUCAAACACCUGCUGAACCUCUCGGUGGAGAUCGACGAGUGCAACGCGUUCGGCAACACGGCGCUCCACUUGGCGUGCUUCAACGGCCAGGACGCCGUGGUCAGCGAGCUCAUCGACAACGGGGCGAGCGUCGGCCACGCCAACAACAAAGGCUUCACGCCGCUGCACUUCGCCGCCGCCUCCACGCACGGAGCGCUGUGCCUCGAGUUCCUGGUCAACAACGGGGCCGACGUCAACGUGCAGAGUCGAGACGGGAAGAGUCCUCUCCACAUGACGGCGGUCCACGGGCGCUUCACCCGCUCCCAGACCCUGAUCCAGAACGGCGGCGAGAUCGACUGCGUGGACAAAGACGGCAACACGCCGCUGCACGUCGCCGCGCGCUACGGCCACGAGCUGCUCGUCAACACGCUCAUCAGCAGCGGCGCCGACUGCACGAGGCGAGGAGUCCACGACAUGUUCCCUCUGCACUUGGCGGCCCUGAACGCUCACGCAGACUGCUGCAGGAAGCUGCUGUCCUCAGGUGAGCCACACCUCUCUCUCUCCCUCUCCACCUCCCCCCAUUUUCUCUCUCCGCCCCUUUCUCUCUCUCUCUCCCAUCUCUUCCCCCCUCUCUCUCCCCAUCUAUCCCCCCUCUCCAGCAACGUGGAGUGUGUGAAGCUGCUCCUGAGCAGCGGUGGAGACCACAACAAGAGGGACAAGUGUGGCAGAACCCCCCUGCACUACGCGUCCGCCAGCCGCCACUACCCGUGCCUGGAGACCCUGGUGGCGUGCGGCACCGCCGUCAACGCCACGGACCAGUGGGGCCGCUCCGCCCUGCACUACGCCGCCGCCUCGGACCUGGACAGGAGGCGCCGCGUUGCUCUGGAGCCGGAGAGCGAAGGCGUCCAGGCGGAGCGGGAGAAGGAGGCGGCGCUAUGUUUGGAGUUCCUCCUCCAGAGCGACGCCACGUCGUCCCUGAAGGACCAGCAGGGCUACAGCCCCGUGCACUACGCCGCCGCCUACGGGCACCGGCACUGCCUGGAGCUGCUGCUGGAACGAGACGACGGUCACAGAGACGACUCCGAGUCUCCGAGCGCUCGCAGCCCGCUGCAUCUCGCCGCGUACCACGGCCACGCUCAGGCGCUGGAGGUGCUGCUGCGGGGCAAGCGGGAGGCGGACCGGGGGGACGAGGCGGGGCGGACCCCCCUGGCCCUCGCCGCCCUGCGCGGCCACGCCGACUGCGUCCACACGCUGCUCGGCCAGGGGGCGUCGCCGCGCGCCACCGACGCCCAGUACGGGCGCAACCCGGUGCACCUGGCAGUGAUGAACGGCCACACCACCUGUGUGCGCCUCCUGCUGGACGAUCCGGAUAGUGCGGACCUGGUCGACGCCGCCGACGCUCAGGGACAGACUCCUCUGAUGCUGGCGGUGGCGGGCGGCCACGUGGACGCCGUGUCGCUGCUGCUGGAGCGAGAGGCCGACGUGAACCUGGCGAGCGGCCACGGCCUCACGGCGCUGCACCUCGGGCUGCUGUGUGGUCAGGAGGAAUGCAUCCAGUGCCUGUUGGAGCAGGAGGCCUCGGUGUUGCUAGGCGACGCGGGGCGGACCGCCAUCCACCUGGCCGCCGCCCGAGGCCACGCCUCCUGGCUGUGCGAGCUGCUGAACAUCGCCUGCUCCGAGCCGCCGGCCACGCCCCCGCUGAGGGACCACAGCGGGUACACGCCGCUGCACUGGGCCUGCUACUACGGUCAUGAGGGGUGUGUGGAGGUCCUCCUGGAGCAGAAGGGUUGUCGCUGUAUCGAUGGGAACCCGUUCACUCCUCUGCACUGUGCCGUGGUGAACGAUCACGAGCCGUGUGCGUCGAUGCUGCUCGAGGCGAUGGGCUCGGACAUCGCCGGCUGCAAAGACGCCAAGGACCGGACUCCUCUUCACGCCGCGGCGUUCUCGGGUCACGUCGACUGCAUCCAGCUGCUUCUGUCCCACGACGCGCCGGUCGACUGUGUGGACCAAUCGGGUCGCGACGCGCUGAUGAUGGCGGCCGAGAAGGGCAGAGCCGGAGCUCUCGAGGUGCUGUUGACCAGCGCCGGCUCCAACCUCAGCCUCACGGACAAAGACGGCAACACCGCCCUGCAUCUCGCUUGCAGUAAUGGGAGAGAAGAAUGUGUGAUGCUGAUCCUGGAGAAGCUGUCGGAGACGUCGCUUAUAAAUGCCACAAACGCAGCGCUGCAAACUCCUCUGCACCUGGCGGCUCGUAGCGGUCUGAAGAAGGCGGUCCAGGAGCUGCUGUCCCGAGGAGCCAACGUUCAGACGGUGGAUGAGAACGGGCUGACGCCUGCUCUAGCUUGCGCUCCUAGCAGAGAGGUGGCUGACUGCCUGGCUCUCAUUCUGGCUACCAUGAUGCCUUUCUACUCCCCUUGCAGCUCCGGGGCUCCCUCCCCAGGCUCCCUGUUGAGGCAGAUGCCCCACCAGGGGGGCAAGGCCCCAGGCAGCGGCCCUCGGGGGCCCCGCAUCCCCAGGAACCCCUCCGGACCCUCUAGCGAGGGAACCACCGAAAACGACUCUGAGGACUCUGAAACCUUCUGACCCCACCCCCCUGAACCGCUUCUCUACCCUCCUACCUCGAGCGGUGCACCUGAACCAUCACCUUUCCUCCCCCCCAGGACCGAUGCAGUGUUUUUAGUCUGUAAAGUGACCUCUUGAGGGAGAAGGGUAGAGACUUGGAUGUUUCGCAGUGUCAGCAUCCGGUACAGUCACCCUUCCUGAAGGCCCGACGGCACCUUUUUGAGUGAGUUGCACCACGAGGAGGAGGAAGAAGAAGAAGAAUCCGAUCUGGACCAGUUCCGGUCCGGGUCUGCAUGCUUGUGUUACACCACGGUUUAUGCUUCUACUCACGGGUGCUUGAAUCCAAACGGACCUCGGUACUUUAGCCUCUGCUUGGCGUAGCGGCUCGCCUCCGAGACUCGUCUUUAAAAAAAAUGUGAAAAGCAAUUUUUAACCGUUUGUAUAAAAUGUAAUAGGCAAUUAUCUUUUUACAUUUUUUUUUAAUGAUCUUAGGCUUGUACCAAAUAUUCGUCUUCUACACGGAAAUAAUGAACCCGCUGAUGAACCGGUACGGAGAGCUCGCUGAUCUGAAAACCGUCAACGAAACAACCGAAGCACAAAUUGUCGCUUUUCUGUUUUGACGACCUGUUGCUGGGAUGUGAAUAAGAUGUUUUAGUUUUAGCUUAUAAAGUUUUAAUACGACACGCCGGGUACAUCUCGAUUCCCGUGAUUGCAUUCAGGAAAAAGAUGCGAGCCAUUUCUCCUGGCGGCAUUUUGUUGAUAUUGUGUCUGUAAAUUCAUUAUUCAAUAAGUAUCAUUAGAAAGUCUUAUAUUUAUAAAUCUCCACGUUUUCUCAAACAUUAAGGCGACGUAAUCAUUCCUCUUGAGUCCGGAAUGGAAAAACAAAGUUAGAGCUGAAAUUUGAACUUUGACACGAGGAGCAAGGAAACCAUCACAUCAGGGAAAUGGGAUGCAGCCGGGAUUUGAACACAGGGUUUGUGCAGAUAUGACUUAGGGCUGAGAUUUAGACCCCCCCACCCCAGAUCCUCCACAAAGACCACAGUUCUGACCCUCUUCGUCGUGGUAUUUAAUAUCUUAUUACAUGAUGGUACAAACACUGCCAGCACUUAACAUGUAGAAGAGCACAGGGCCUUGACCCCCCCCCUCCUGUGUGUGUGUGUGUCUACCUACCAGCUAUGUGCCAUAGUCUCAAACGUGUCCAGUGCCUUGACGUUGAUUCAAUGUCUUUCAGAACAAAUCUUCUGUUGGUAUGAAUUUAAAGAAUCAGCCCACCUGAAAAACUGAACCCUGGUGUUGUUGUUAUUUUUGCCUCUUCAGCAACGCAUAUGACAAAAUACAUUCAAGAGGUGGGAAACGUAGAGAGAGAGAGAAAGGGGAGGGGAUGACUUGCAACACGGGUGCAUUGUGGGUAAUAUGUCGGACUCCCUUCUUCAGACUCGGCGAACUAAAGCUCCAGAAGAGCUUCUAGGAGAACUUUAAGGCGCCGAAGAUUGAAACUCUUAAGCUAACGUGGACAGAAAGUCCCUCAAGUGGAGGAACAUCUAACAUCGCCCACUUCAUAACAUCUGGGAUGAGGAUUCACGGGAUGCGAUGGAAAGAUCCAGAAUGAAACGUUUUGUCCAAGUUAUUUAGGAAAAAAAUAUUAAUUAUUGGAGCUCACGGUGAACAUUUUACUUGUAUUUUUUUUUAAGAAGUUGUACUACAGCUAAGUAUUAAGUUGAGUUCUCGAUUUGUAUAAUACAGAAAAUACUGUUAAAAAAAACAUUUAAAGCAAAAGUGGGAAAAAAUUCACAACUUGUUUCUCAUUAAACUCGAUAUCUUUGGGACUGGCGGUCAAAAACAAUACAUUUUGUAUACAUUAACUAAUAUUUCUUUUAUAUCUUUGACAGGUAAAUGAAUAACGAUCUCCAAACCUGGACAAACAAACUAUUUGCACCACCAGAAGCCAAAUUACUCCUUUUAUUUGCCAGUUUUGGGUGAAGUGAUUCUUUAAUAAGUGGCGCAUCAUGUGGGCGCUUAUGUUGCAUUGAAUGACAGUUUGAGAGGGACCCGUAUGCAGGCCUGGGUGGUGUUGUUGUUGUUGAGUUGGUGAAACGAUGUCUCCCUCCCCCGUUUCCUCUCCUUGAAGGCUGCUGAUAUUCUACAUUGUUCUCUUUGUUCCUUUGUUCUCAAACCCCUGAAGAAGACCUCAUCGCCACCAAUGUGCAAAUCCCUUUAUCAAUACUGCAUUAAAAAGUCCCAAAUUACAUAUAAAACAAAAAGGUUAAAUAAGCUGGGAACGGUAGUUUUUUGUUGUUUUUGUUUUGCAAACGGUAGUAAAUCGUGUAUUUAUUGGGGACUAUUUUCCGCCGCGGAUGAAUCCACAUUUGAGGAUGAGAUAUCAGGCUUUUAUAAUAUCUGGUCUUUUCGUGGGCUUUGUAGACCAAAAGGAAAUGAUGGAAUAUCUCCAGACUUCUUUAAGUGUGUGUGUGUGUGUGAGAGUGUGUUAGCUUUAGGUACUGAUAUGAAAUUGAUUUUGUAUAUAACGUUGACGUCGAGCACGUGAAGCUUUGUGUGAAAACAAAUCUUUCGAGUGACGUCUCCUUCUAAAGUUUGUAUUUGACUUUUCUUGUGCAUAAAAAUGAGCUUAUUUUAAAAUUGAGAAACCCCCCCCUCCUUCUUUACUUUUUUGCCGUGGUUGGAUUGAAACGGAGACGCACACAUGUGGUCGAGAGGCUGAAUGUGUCUGCCAGUAUUAUUAUUAUUAUUCCACCAGUCCUGACAAUCGCCAUGGUUACGUGUCUGAGGAUGUUCGUCCCAGUUCCUAAUGCAGAGGGCCGUUUGUCCCCUUUGUUUUAUAUGAAUUGUACAAUUAUAUAAAAAACCCAAUUUGUCUGAA